UCAAAAGCAGUCGUGCUUACCAAAAAUAUAUAUCAUUCGAAAUAACAUGAAACUCAAUAUCUUUUUUGCUGUGUAAAUCGACACCAGCAAUUCAGCGAACGAGGUGGAUGCGGCCGAAAGCGAAACCAGACGACCUUGUCUCGAUGCGUUGGGUUGCGGUUAGGUUACGCAAUGGAUGAGGGCAAGAAAAAGGCAGGCGAAGCGGCCGCAGCAGCCGCAGCAGCCAAAGAAGCUGCGGCAUCAGCUGCUCAGGCGGCCAAGGGAAAAGCGGCAGGAGCCAAGGAAGCGGCAGGAGCGGCGGCCACUGCGGCCAAGGAUAAGGCAGGAGCAGCAGCGGCAUCCGCCAAAGAGAAAGCCGCGGGAGCAGCAGUGGCUGUCCAGCAGAGUGCAUCCAAUGCUGCCAUUGCGGCCAGGAAAAAAGCAUCCAGUGCAGCCGAAUACACGCAAGACGCAGCAGCAGCAGCUAAGGAUAAAGUUGCCACUGCAGCAGCAACUGCCAAGUCGAAAGUCACAAGGCCAAGCAGGGAGUAAAGCUAGCUAUUCAGGGAAUGCCAAAUUCACGAUGUGUUGCAUGAUGUAAAAACUGCGAAGCAUUGGCAAAUGCGUUGCAGAUUUGAGCCGCGUCAGCAGCAACAGAAGCUGCAACAUAAUUAAAUACCAUUCGGCUCAAAUGGCUGGACAUCAGCAGCAGCAGCAGCAGCAGCG
Messenger RNA from Drosophila erecta, 705 nucleotides. RefSeq lists its product as uncharacterized. The record is from RefSeq and is a predicted model, not a curated record. The transcript has 2 exons. The coding region runs from base 176 to 580 and encodes 134 amino acids. Lineage: Eukaryota; Metazoa; Arthropoda; Insecta; Diptera; Drosophilidae.